Naumovozyma dairenensis CBS 421 is the source of this 963-nucleotide messenger RNA. It is a transcript of the gene RRP7, whose product is annotated as Rrp7p. Gene Ontology annotation, biological process: ribosomal small subunit assembly; rRNA processing. Gene Ontology annotation, cellular component: UTP-C complex; CURI complex. Bases 1 to 963 code for a protein of 320 amino acids. NCBI's taxonomy places the organism in Eukaryota, Fungi, Ascomycota, Saccharomycetes, Saccharomycetales, Saccharomycetaceae. The transcript has a single exon. The record is from RefSeq and is a predicted model, not a curated record.
AUGGCUGAAUCCUCUGAGGUGAAACAACGCCAAGAAUUGAAGACAAAGAGUUCUUCGUCUUCUUUGGCCACAGGAAUUGAUUGUAUGAAGAAUGGAUUUCUAGUAAUACCGUUCAAAUUAUCACCCAAUGUUUACCAUUACACAUUUGUUAAGAAACAUCAAACCAAGUUAGACUCAGAAUCCAACGGUUUAUUCGUGGUAAAUCUACCAUUACUGACGAAUGUCGACAUACUGAAGAAAGUUUUAUCACAAAUUUGUAGUAAGUUUGAUACUAUUGCUCAUGUGGAAAAAUUACUUUAUAACGAUGAAUUUGGGUUAGAUGAAAUAGAUUUAUCAUCUUUAACGUCUGAUCUGUUAAAAGAUACAAAUAACACAAAUGAAUCUAGAUUUACUCCAAGGAAUACUUCAGUUUUGAAAUUUGUAGAUGAAUCAAGUUUGAAUAAUUGUUUUAAUGCUCUAAGAAAAUACUCUCAAUUAACAAGCAGUAGUUCUAAGAAGAAUAAAAACGUUGAUGACGAAUUGAUUCAAUGGGAAUUUGAAAACCCAUCUAUUGCUACAUUCAUUAAUUUCUACAAACCUAUUGAUAUUGAAUAUUUGAAGAAUGACGUUUAUGAACAUUUGAAAAUCUUCGAACAAAGAGAAUUGGAAGAGGAAUCUAAUGUUCAAAGUUCUAUUGUAGAUGAAGACGGGUUUACUUUGGUUGUUGGGAAAAAUACAAAAUCAUUAAAUUCCAUUAGAAAGAAAAUAUUAAAUAGGAAUCCACUGUCUAAAUAUGAAAGCAAAGUUGGUGGAGAUAAGAGGACACCAAAUGCUAUUGAUAAAAAGGCCAAACAAGAUUUCUAUAGAUUCCAAGUAAGAGAACGUAAGAAGCAAGAAAUUAACCAAUUAUUGAACAAAUUUAAAGAAGAUCAAGAAAAGAUUAAGGUAAUGAAGGCCAAGAGGAAGUUCAAUCCAUAUAAGUAA